AUGGCUAAUCAGGGAGAAGAAGAGUAUGCCAAGUUUCUAGAGAAGGUCCGUCGCACUGUGUAUGUAGACGAACUCACCCCUCACGCCUCGGAGGCGGUUGUCAAGUCUGCUUUCGAUCAGUUCGGGACGGUCACUGAUUUGAGGUUUUUGCCAAACUACUUUGGCCCAAAGGAGCUUCCCGUGAGCGUGCUGGUUGAGAUGGAGAACGAGGACAUGGCAAAGGCUGUGAUCGGGACUCUGACGCAGUUUCCUUUCAUGGUCGCUGGAAUGCCUCGACCUGUGAGAGCCGCUGCUGCUACGCCUGAGAUGUUCCAUGAUCGGCCCAAGAAGCCUGGCAGUAAAAUCCAGUGUCGCUGGAUUGAUCCUAGUGAUCCUGAGUUCGACAAGGCUAAGAAGAUGAAGCGGCUUGUCCAGAAACACAGUGCUGAGACUUCGUUCAUGCUCAAGAAACAGCUGGAGGAAGCAGAGAAGUUGGAUAAGCAGCAAUCUGAGACGGCGACAACACAUUACAAGAAGUUUGAGCUGAUAGAUAAACUCUACCACGAUGGUGCUGCUAAGAAUCUGGCUAGCCACUACAACAUGAAGUCUUUUAGUUUUCACUAG
Messenger RNA from Microthlaspi erraticum, 603 nucleotides. The record is from the annotation of a GenBank genome assembly. Lineage: Eukaryota; Viridiplantae; Streptophyta; Magnoliopsida; Brassicales; Brassicaceae.